Molecule: messenger RNA, 1199 nt
Organism: Cyclopterus lumpus (lumpfish)
Lineage: Eukaryota; Metazoa; Chordata; Actinopteri; Perciformes; Cyclopteridae
Gene: coq5
Product: coenzyme Q5, methyltransferase
Exons: 7
Coding region: 27-986 (319 amino acids)
Biological process (GO): ubiquinone biosynthetic process
Molecular function (GO): methyltransferase activity
Source: RefSeq, a predicted model, not a curated record
GUCGCGCAGUCCCGUAAGCAGCCAACAUGGCCGCUUCCAUCAGACCGCUGCUGCGGAGGGCGAUCCGUUCCUCUCACAGAAACGUCGGCGUUGCCGCUGCCGGAGUUGCGGGUCGGUCGGGUUGCUGUCGGGCACCGUCGACCUGUCGGUGUUUCGGCGACGUCGCCGGAGACAGAAGCACACAUUUCGGGUUCGAAACGGUGCCGGAGAGCGAGAAGGCGAAGAAAGUGUACAAGGUGUUUGAGAACGUGGCGCAGAAGUAUGACACCAUGAACGAUGCCAUGAGUCUGGGAAUUCAUCGCCUGUGGAAGGACAUGCUGCUGCACGCCAUGCGCCCGCAGCCCGGCGUGCACCUCUUGGACGUGGCGGGCGGAACGGGUGACAUCGCCUUCCGUUUCCUGGAGUACGUUCGCGCUCAGCGAGAGCGGCAGAAGCGGCGGGCGCCGUCGUGGCGGGACAUCUCCGAGGACGAGGACGAGGUCGCCCCCCGGGAAUCCAGGGCCGUGGUCUGUGACAUCAACAAGGAGAUGCUGAGAGUGGGCAAGCGGAAAGCCGACAGCGCGGGCAUCAGUGCUGGUCUGUCGUGGGUGGCGGGGGACGCCGAGGAGCUGCCCUUUGGUGACGACCUGUUCGAUGUUUACACCAUCGCCUUUGGCAUUCGAAACGUCACCCGCAUAGAUCAGGCGCUGCAGGAGGCUCUGCGGGUUCUGAAGCCCGGCGGCCGAUUCAUGUGCUUAGAGUUCAGCAAAGUGACAAAUCCCGUGUUGUCGAGACUUUAUGACGAAUACAGUUUCAAGAUGAUACCGGUUUUGGGAGAGGUGAUCGCUGGAGACUGGAAGUCGUACCAGUACCUGGUAGAAAGCAUCCGCAAGUUCCCGGACCAGGAGGAGUUUAAACAUAUGAUUGAGGACGCCGGUUUCUACUGCGUGAAGUACCACAACUUCACCGGAGGAGUCGUGGCGCUUCACUCCGGCUUCAAGCUGUGAGCCGCUCCUCUCGGACGUCUCUGCGCAUAUUUACCGUUUUAUUUUCCUGCAUAUUCUUCUUCUUUUUGUUUUGUUUUUGUGGGGUUCAGAGACAUUUUAAACUGUAGCAAUAAAUAAAUAAAAAUCUGUUGUCAGUGUUGUGACUAUUGGCGAGUGAGUGACACUAUUUAAGUGCGCUUAGUUUUCAAAGAAUAAAAAUAUUGUUUAAAUAAA